AGAGAGAGAGAGAGAGAGCGAGCGGGCGCGCGCCAGGCUCCCCCGAUGGUCUGAGGGGAGCUGGAAGGCGGCGGGCUGCGCCCCACGAGUCUCCCUCCGGACUCGGGGGUGGGAGCAGAUGAGGCCCUGCCUGGGAGAAUGCCCCCCUCUCGCCCUCGGGGCAGCAACUUUCCGGCCGAGAAGCCCCUGCUGGAGCCGGAGCGCUUGCAACUUAAUGCUCCACGAGCAGCUCGCGUCUGCCGCCGUCCCGCAGCCCUCCUCCGUCUCCAUCUUCCUCCCCGGGAAGCUCCCGGCUGCUUCUGGCUCUCCGCGGAGCCGCUUUCCCCGCCAGUCUCGGGGCAGUGCUGGCGCUGAGGGGAAUACCAGCCCGGCAUGCGGCGUCCCCUCACACCAUGAGAGACAGCCGGCGGUGCAGCACCCACGGCACUAGGAGCCCCAGGAGAGGAGAAGCCGCGGGAGAGAGGGUGACUUUGCCCGGCCUUGGCUACGACUGGAAGAGCGACCGCAGCGCCAAGGAAAGUGGCCGAAUCAAGCACGAAAGCGGCGGCGGCGGCGGCAGCGAGAGCCGUCCGCACACCCAGGUGGCCACCGCGGACAGCAGCAGCAUCUGGCGCGUCCUGGCCGCGCGCGCCCCCCUCCCCAAGCACCGGCAUCUCAGAAAAAGCUGCUUAAACAAUCUAAUGGAUGAGGAUGAAAAAGACAGGGCGAAAAGGGCUUCACGCAACAAAUCUGAAAAAAAGAGGCGCGACCAGUUCAAUGUUCUCAUCAAGGAACUCAGCUCAAUGCUUCCAGGAAGUACCCGCAAAAUGGACAAAACGACUGUGCUUGAAAAAGUCAUCAGCUUUCUCCAGAAACACAAUGAAUUCUCAUCACAGGCAGAGAUCUGUGAAGCUCAGCAGGAGUGGAAGCCCUCCUUUCUCAGUAAUGAAGAAUUCACCCAGCUGAUGUUAGAGGCAUUAGAUGGGUUUGUUAUUGGUGUUACAACAGAUGGAAUCAUCAUGUAUGUUUCUGACAGUAUCACAGCUCUUCUUGGACAUCUGCCAUCUGAUGUAGUGGAUAAGAAUUUAUUAAAUUUCCUUCCAGAACAACAGCAUUCAGACAUUUGUAAAAUAUUAUCUUCUCAUAUGCUUAUGGUGGAUUCUGCCUCAUCAAAUUACUUAAAAUCUGACAAUGAUUUAGAAUUUUACUGUCAUUUUCUAAGAGGAAGUCUGAACCCAAAGGAAUUUCCAACAUAUGAAUACAUAAAAUGUGUAGGGAACUUUCUGUCUUACAGUCAUGUGCCUAUAUCCACCUGUAAUGGCUUUGAGGGUGCCAUUCCAAGAGGUUACAGAACUCCAGCAGGAAAACAAGUCUGCUUUGUUGCUACUGUCCGGCUGGCAACACCUCAGUUUUUAAAGGAAAUGUGUGUAGCUGAAGAACCUUUAGAAGAAUUUACUUCGAGACACAGUUUGGAGUGGAAAUUUUUAUUUCUGGAUCACAGAGCACCACCAAUCAUAGGAUACUUGCCUUUUGAAGUGCUGGGUACUUCUGGUUAUGAUUACUAUCAUGUAGAUGACCUACACCUCUUGGCUCGGUGCCAUGAACACCUGAUGCAGUUUGGAAAAGGGAAGUCUUGCUGCUAUCGGUUUCUGACCAAAGGACAGCAGUGGAUCUGGCUGCAAACACAUUACUACAUUACCUACCAUCAGUGGAACUCCAAACCAGAAUUCAUUGUAUGCACACACACAGUAGUGAGUUAUUCAGAUGUUCAAGUGGAAAGGAAACAAGAUUUGAUCUUGAAAGACGGUUCUUCAGAGAUCAUCUCUUCUGUACUGAAGGACAGUGGUUCAGACUUGGAUCCUCAACAGCACUUUAAUACACUUGAGUUAGGUGUACCAGUUCUCAACGCCAGUCGGACACUUUCUGCAUCUUCUGAAAGUUCACACAAAUCUUUGACAACAUCCUUAGCUGACAUAGCAUCCACUACUACAAAGGCCCUCACAGAGGCUCCUUCCUUACAAAGAACCCCCAGGGCGCCCCAGGACUUAGUACAGCGAUCCAGCCAACCUGCGACUGUUCAGAUCUCAGCCCAGUUUAAUAUGUUCCAAACCAUUAAGGACCAGCUUGAACAACGGACUCGUACCCUGCAAGCAAAUAUUCAGUGGCAGCAGGAGGAGCUGCAGAAAAUCCAGCAACAGCUUUGCAUGGUACAGGAGUCCAACAUACAGAUGUUUUUACAGCAGUCUACAGCAUCGCUGAAUUUUGCCAGUCUACAACAGCCAGAUCCUCAGGGGAAGUUGGAGGGGGUCUCUCAGCAGCAGCAAGUUAUUCCAAGGCCUCAUCUUCAAGGACAGGCUGCAAGUUCUCAAACAGCAGACCAGGAAAUAUUAAGAGAAGAAAAUAUCCUAUCAAACCAGGAUCAGAAAUCAGUGAGAACCACACAAGGGAUGCAAGAGAACUGCCAUUCUUCUCGCAGUUUAACUCCACAAUUUAGCAACUCUUCUGUGCUCUCACAAACUGUGAGUCUAGCUCCACCUGCUGAGCUUGUACAGGAUAGCAGCCACCGGCUUAGUACUCCAGACUACAGCCACGACCGACAGCUGAGACUUUUACUCAGUCAGCCUAUUCAGCCAAUGAUGCCUGGUCCCUGUCAUGCAAGGCAGUCAUCAGACAUUGAUGUGGCUUCACAUCAAACUAAGUAUUCUCAAAGCCUACAAGCGUUCCAAAGUUUGGAAGUGGAAGCUUCUGGCAACAGCGCGCCCAUAGUGCUGAUGGAACAAGCAGUAUUACAUCCUGGGUUCUCUGCAGCGCAGCCUUCUCAGGCGUCAUCUCUGCCACCUAUGCAACUGGAGCAUCAACCGCAUCAACAGCAAUGCUACCUUCAGGUGCAGCCUGUAGGCUCUUUGCACAGUGAGCAAGGAGAUUCUCUGAUCUUGCCUUCCUACUCGCCACAGCAAGGGAGCAUUGCCUACCACCAGGUGCAGUUGCAGCAGUCUGCAGUCAGGAGGACCAUCAGUUUGCCAGAAUCUUCAAAUGUGCCACAACGUCUACAGUAGAAUCACAUCAGCACUAUCAGUGCACAGUUAGCUUUAUUUAAUGGCGGCUGGGGUGGGGUGGGGGGGAAUGCUGGCUUUUUGCACAUGUGUUCUUUUCAAAGCUUUGUGAUAAAAAGAGACUGUCAAGUGCAGACUGUGGUGGAUAGUGCAAUAGAAAUGAGCGGGAAUCACUUUGCAGAUGUUUGCACUAUUUUGUGACUGUGUUAUGAACAGUAAUACUAGUCUGUACAAUCACAUGCAAACUGGGGCACAAACUGGUGUGUCUCAGUGGAAGAGUCUUCUUCUGAAUACUUUAACCAGAAAGUACUCUGGCUAUUCCCCAAAAAGUCGACCUAAAUUACUUGGCCUUCACUAUUUUGACUGAAUAUGAAAAGCACUCAUUCAGAGAGAUCUAUUGAAGAAAGAACAAGAGAUUAUUUUAUUAAAUGUAAACUUUAUUAUUUUGCACAACUGCACAAAGAGUGUAACCUAGCACUUUCAAGUAAAGAGAAGUCUGUUCUAGUGGCCAAAACAAGCACUUCCAGUGACCUAGAACAUAACGCCAUUGAUUAAAACAAUGCCCUGCAGUAUAUAGUCCUCUGACCCAUAACCUGAAAGUAUUCAACUGUUACCUUCUUAUUAUUUCUAAUGUUUUAAAGAAAUUACACUGGACAGUUUCUGUUUAUGCAGUGGAUUACAAUUUAUAAACAGCAAGUCUAAGCACAAUCAUGCAGCUAUUGUUUCAGCAUACUUGUCCUGCUCUUUAUACACUUUAAAGAGGGUUUCCUACAAACUGAACAGCCCCUUUCACAGAAUAAGCAUCUGGAAAAAAUAUGCACUGUGUUACAACCCCUUAAAUGGGAAAAUGCUGCAAACUAUUACAUAUCUGUUUCAUUAUGAUCUUUAGGAUUCAAAGAGUUGCACUUUUGUAUGUUUUAUGUUGAUGUUUCUUAAAAAAGAUUUUAUGUAAUUAUAAAAGGUUAGUGUAUUAUAUAGCUGUUGUUAAAAAAAACCCCAACCCAACCUAUUUCUAUAUAAAAUAAAAUUAUAUGGGAUUAUGUGGA
Messenger RNA from Heteronotia binoei (common prickly gecko), 4078 nucleotides. It is a transcript of the gene NPAS2, whose product is annotated as neuronal PAS domain protein 2. The transcript has 20 exons. NCBI's taxonomy places the organism in Eukaryota, Metazoa, Chordata, Lepidosauria, Squamata, Gekkonidae. Gene Ontology annotation, molecular function: RNA polymerase II cis-regulatory region sequence-specific DNA binding; DNA-binding transcription factor activity, RNA polymerase II-specific; protein dimerization activity. Gene Ontology annotation, biological process: regulation of transcription by RNA polymerase II; circadian regulation of gene expression. The coding region runs from base 393 to 3035 and encodes 880 amino acids. The record is from RefSeq and is a predicted model, not a curated record. Gene Ontology annotation, cellular component: CLOCK-BMAL transcription complex; cytoplasm; nucleus.